AUGAUAGCUCUUUCCUUCAGCAUUCGUUGUAUAUCCUCUGCUGUUACAGAUUCAAAAUACUCGUCGGCAAUCGAUGACGGUAUUUCGGAUACUGUGGCCUUUUCUUCCUCAAUCUUCGGGUUUCCUGUUUUUGAAGGUUCACUCGACCCUUCACUAGACUGAAUACUGGGUGAUUUUUCCGCAGUCUCGAUAGGGGUGCUGGUAAUGAAGCCUGGUGACGUGCUUGAUCCUAGUAUGGAUGAUAGACCAUAGGAGCCUGCACCCCAGAGACGAGGACGAUUCUCAUAAGACUCAUCUACUGUAGUGUUAUCCUUCCCGGUAUGAAUAGCAAUUGUCCUCGAGAUUUGUUUGUCAAGAUGCGCUGACGACGAGCCCAUUAUGGCUGCGAUAACGGCGAUGGCAUUCGGUUCCAAUGGGAUGAUGGAGUUCUCUUGGGGUUUCUGUCGUGCUUCCUGUGCUUCCUCAGGCGACGGAGGUUUCGAUUUCAUUGUUGGCUUCGUCUCUUCACGGGAAUCCUCCGAGGACUUCACAGGAGUGGUAUUAGCAAUCUGUGUAGAAUUCGGCUGGUCCCUUGGAAUGUUUGGAAACUCUUCAAGCCAUGCCACAGGAAUAGCGUCGUUUCGCGGCCCGGGUUGUUCAGAGUUAGCCGGUUGACGGUGUCGCCGACGAUUUCGAUCGCCUUGAAGGCGUUUAUAGGUGAAACCGACCAUCAUCAAAAUCGACACUAAUGCCAUCACUACACCGAAUGCACAAACCAGAAGAACGGAAAAAUCUGAAGUACGUUCACAAUACAUAGUGAAUGGCAACUGGGCUUCUUGAUACCCACGUGGAUCCUUAACAUGGCGGGGAAUAAGUGACCUCUCGGGUUCCACAGUGGCUGAUUGAGCGAGCAUGAACUGCUGAGGGCUGGUCGUGUGGGCGACAGCGGAUAGAUUUGCGCGUUCAAGUUCCAUACCGCUACGAAGAGCGUAUCCUAGAUCGACGUCACUCCUUGAACUUGCCCCAUAAACCGUCAGCUGAUCGCACACGAACUUGUUGUCUUUCACAGCCUUUAGUCUAACGGUAAUGCGAACGUUUACAAGUCUUUCCCAUUCUCCUGGACCAAAGUCAGGUGGAGCCGAAAUCUUCGGUUCGACUGGGAAUGCUUGCGCUGAAAUCAGUAGACUCGAGGUGUUUUCGAAUCCGAAAUCGGACCAAACAGACAUCAAGCUUUCGGACUGUGGAAAUUAA
Molecule: messenger RNA, 1230 nt
Organism: Haemonchus placei
Lineage: Eukaryota; Metazoa; Nematoda; Chromadorea; Rhabditida; Trichostrongylidae
Source: the annotation of a GenBank genome assembly